Messenger RNA from Onychomys torridus (southern grasshopper mouse), 1519 nucleotides. It is a transcript of the gene Gfra4, whose product is annotated as GDNF family receptor alpha 4. Gene Ontology annotation, biological process: nervous system development. Lineage: Eukaryota; Metazoa; Chordata; Mammalia; Rodentia; Cricetidae. The record is from RefSeq and is a predicted model, not a curated record. Gene Ontology annotation, molecular function: glial cell-derived neurotrophic factor receptor activity. Gene Ontology annotation, cellular component: external side of plasma membrane; signaling receptor complex.
AUGGCCUGCUGCUUGGCAUCUGCACUACUGCUGCUGCUGCUGCUGCUGCUGGUGCGGAAUGGGGAGAACCAAGCAACGGACGACUGCAGCCUGCCGGGUCCCUCACCAGGGUCCGCGAGCUCCACGGGCGGGAAUCGCUGCGUGGACGCGGCCGAGGCGUGCACAGCCGACGCGCAGUGCCAGCAGCUGCGCUCCGAGUACGUGGCGCGAUGCCUGGGCCGCCCGGCGCCCGGGGGCUGGAGCGGCCCCGACGGCUGCGUGCGUUCCCGCUGCCGCCGCGCCCUGCGCCGCUUCUUCGCCCGCGGGCCGCCGGCGCUCACGCAGGCGCUGCUCUUCUGCCGGUGCGAGAGCCCCGCGUGCGCCGAGCGCCGGCGCCAAACCUUCGCUCCCGCCUGCGCGUUCGCGGGCCCCGGGCCGGCGCCGCCCUCCUGCCUGAAGGCCCUGGACCGCUGCGAGCGCGGCCGCCUGUGCAGGCCUCGUCUCCUUGCCUUCCAGGCCUCGUGCGCUCCCGCGCCCGGCUCCCGAGCCAGCUGCCCCGAGGAGCGGGGCCCGCGUUGUCUGCUCGCCUACGCGGGCCUCAUAGGCACCGCAGUCACCCCCAACUACCUGGACAACGUGAGCGCGCGCGUCGCGCCCUGGUGCGGCUGUGGGGACAGCGGAAACCGGUUGGAAGAGUGUGAGGCCUUCCGCAAGCUCUUUACAAGGAACCCCUGCUUGGAUGGUGCCAUGCAAGCCUUUAACACCUUGUGGCCCUCAAUUCUGCAGGACUGGCUGAACCCCUACCAGAACACUGGGCAUCAUUUCCCACAGGUAGGCAGGUCAAGGUGGGGACAUGAGUGGCUUGAGAGGAGAUGGAGGCAGAAGCAGCCCCCAUUUUGUCCUCAUCCCUCCCUAGGUGUCCUUGAUGUCCAUACUCACUGCCUUGGCUCUCCAGGCCCUGCUCUGAUUAGGAAGGCGCACCAUGGACAACACAGCUGACCGCCAUGUCUCCUACUGCUCACUGGAAUGAAAUUUCCUUGCCCUCAGGUCUCAUACACCUGUGUGCCUGUCCCCUGGGGUUGAGGGCUGGAGGCUACUGUCCGACUCUAAAGCCUCUGGUUCCUGUCAGUGGUUGUCUUGGCUAUUUGCUUCUCCAUCCUUGAGAUGGUCACCUGUAGAUGAGGCCUCACUGGACCCCCAGCGCUUAUAGAGCAUGGCAGAGACUACCGCCGCUCCUAGAAUUUGGAACUGCCCUCUUCCGAGCAGACAGGCACUAAGGAGAUCACAUGGACAGACCGACAGGCAAGACUCCUUCCAGUUAGCACUGUAACCUAAAUACCCGCCCAGUCAGCCAUUACUCACCAUCAAGCCCUACCUGUGCCCCGGGACUAGCAAUGGCAUCGCUUGCCACCUAUGACAAGCUGCUGUGUGGGCAUUAAAGAGAUUCAGGCCCCUCCUACUUGGCAUCCCACUGGCUGCACAGCCUCGCCCCCUGUGGUUUCCCUGGCACAGCAGCUCAAUAAACCCAUGUGCACUGAGA